This is a messenger RNA of Perognathus longimembris pacificus (Pacific pocket mouse), 1991 nucleotides long. It is a transcript of the gene Znf215, whose product is annotated as zinc finger protein 215. Bases 1 to 1671 code for a protein of 556 amino acids. The record is from RefSeq and is a predicted model, not a curated record. Gene Ontology annotation, biological process: regulation of transcription by RNA polymerase II. The transcript has 7 exons. Gene Ontology annotation, molecular function: RNA polymerase II cis-regulatory region sequence-specific DNA binding; DNA-binding transcription factor activity, RNA polymerase II-specific. NCBI's taxonomy places the organism in Eukaryota, Metazoa, Chordata, Mammalia, Rodentia, Heteromyidae.
AUGGGUGAAGUGUCUCUCGAGAAGCUGAAAACUUAUUCUGUGUGUGAAGUUCCUGGGAUUCUUCUCCUUACUGUGAUAGAACUUCCUCCACAGAAACAGUGGAUGGCUAUCUCAAGCCCUCAAGAUGUGACUCCACAUGAAGAAAGUGAGGUCCUGAGAGCAGAUAUGUCCUGGGGACGUAUGACUGUCAUGGACACAUAUGACACAGAGGCAUCGCGUCAGAAGUUCAGACAUUACCACUAUCUGGAAGUGGCUGGGCCCCACGAAGCCCUGAGCCACCUCUGGAAGCUCUGUCUUCAGUGGCUGAGACCAGAGAUUCAUACCAAGGAGCAGAUCCUAGCACUGUUGGUGCUGGAGCAGUUCCUGGCCAUCCUCCCUGAAGAAGUCAGGACCUGGGUGAAUUUACAGCAUCCGAAGAACAGCAGAGAUGUGAUGACCUUCCUAGGGGAUGUGAUAGAAAUGCUUGCGGAUGCAGGCUCGCGUCACCAGGACCCUGUCCUUCCGCACAGCAACUCCAAAGAGAAGCCUUCGAAAGCCGACUCACUGGCAGGCGCGCCCCCGGAACCAAUAACACUGAGAGAUGUGGUUGUGGAAUUCAGCGAGGAAGAGUGGGGACACUUGGAGCCUGCUGUAAAGAAGCUGUACAGGGAUGAGAUGCUGGAGAACUAUAGGAACCUGAACUCGUUACGUAAAGCCCAUCUCCUUUGCAAAGCCGUCAAGAUCCCCCACUUGGAGAAUAAGAACACAAGAUGGAUCAUGGAGGGAGAUCGUCCCAAAAGGACCAUUGUAGACAUGAAGACAAUGGAGACUGUCUCAGGAAACCAGGGUUGGGUGCCACAGCAGAGAGAGUCUGCGGAAGAGUCAUCGCCUGAAGCCAUUUCGAGCACUCAUCCUUCAUUCCAUGAUGUCCAGAAAGAGGAGGAUCAGCUGUGGAUGAACCACAACAAAGAAGACGCAAGUUUGCCACAAGAGGCUUUCAUUCAUAAGACAGUCCCCACACAGCCCCACACAGAUGCUGAAUGUAAUGAAGAUAAGCCGUGCUUGCGGUCAGUGAAGGUCAUCUGGGAUGCACAGCAGGGAAUUCCUCCUGGAAAAAGGUCCCCAGAGGAGCACACGUUUCAAGCUAACUUCACAUUUAAUUUAGACUUGGUGAGUAAGCAACAUCCAGAUGAUCGGGAAUGUGGACAGGCCGUAACCCUAAGCACGCAUCCUAUCCCGCCCCGAGAAGGUCAUGCCCCCAUCAGUCCCUACGCAUGCGAUCAGUGUGGGAAAGCCUUCAGCCGAAGUUCAUCUGUCAUUCGGCAUCAGAUCAUCCACACGGGAGAGAAGCCCUAUCAGUGCAGCGAGUGUGGACGAUCCUUCAACCGGCACACAAACCUGAAGAAACAUCAGAAGGUUCACACCAAGACCAAGGCCCCGGAACGGGACCAAGAGGGAAAUUCCUUCUGUGAGGGUAAAGACAGGAGUAGGAGUCCAAGACCCUGGUCCAGAAACAGUCCAUAUGAGUGUGUUGCCUGUGGCAAAUGCUUCAACCGUAGCUCCUCCCUCCUGCGACAUCAGAUGAUACAUACAGGAGAGAAACCAUUCGCGUGUAAGGACUGUAAGAAAACCUUCAACCGGCAUUCAAACCUUACUAAGCAUCAGAAAGUUCAUAUGCGAGGCAAAUCCUGAAAAGGGAGAAAUCCUGGAUGAGUGCAGACAGAGUACAGACCCAAUCAGCAUCCAUGAAUUUAUGUUGGAGGGAAUCUUGAGAAUAUGAUGAAUGUGAGAAAGAAGGCACUUGCCUGAGAUCACCUCUUAAAUAAUGGGACAGGAUUGGAAAUCGAUUUGUAGGGUUGUUUCUGGGUUCUUAAAUGAAACUACCAGGUUUGAAGUUAAACCUAAUGUCACCAUACAAGUCUUUGCUUCUCAUUAUUCUGAGAUGUUGCCUUUCUCUAGUGUAUAAUUGGAUCUAUAGCACACUUGUAUUUGCCUAAUUUAUUGAUUAAAGG